Molecule: messenger RNA, 2553 nt
Organism: Propithecus coquereli (Coquerel's sifaka)
Lineage: Eukaryota; Metazoa; Chordata; Mammalia; Primates; Indriidae
Gene: PPP1R21
Product: protein phosphatase 1, regulatory subunit 21
Exons: 20
Coding region: 125-2275 (716 amino acids)
Cellular component (GO): membrane; early endosome
Source: RefSeq, a predicted model, not a curated record
GCCGUGGCCCAGCAAGCAGACACUGGCUGAGCCGUACCCCGGAGCGUGUGUGGGGUUGGGGGCGGGGGACGGGGGGCGGGCUGAACGGCCUGGGCAGCCUGGCCUGGACGGGGCGGGGGAGGCCAUGGCCUCGGCAGAGUUGCAGGGGAAGUACCAGAAGCUGGCUCAGGAAUACUCGAAGCUUCGGGCUCAGAAUCAGGUCCUGAAAAAAGGUGUUGUGGAUGAACAAGCAAAUUCUGCUGCUUUAAAGGAACAACUGAAAAUGAAGGAUCAGUCUUUGAGAAAACUGCAACAGGAGAUGGACAGCCUGACUUUUCGGAAUCUGCAGCUCGCCAAGAGGGUAGAGCUGCUUCAAGAUGAACUAUCUCUAAGUGAACCCCGGGGCAAGAAAAACAAGAAAAGUGGAGAAUCUUCUUCUCAGUUGAGUCAAGAGCAGAAGAGUGUCUUUGAUGAAGAUCUGCAAAAGAAGAUAGAAGAAAAUGAACGGUUGCACAUACAAUUUUUUGAAGCUGAUGAACAGCACAAGCAUGUGGAAGCAGAGCUGAGGAGUCGGCUGGCUGAUCUGGAGACAGAAGCGGCCCAGCACCAAGCUGUGGUUGAUGGCCUGACCCGGAAGUACAUGGAAACCAUUGAGAAACUGCAGAAUGACAAGGCUAAACUAGAAGUAAAAUCUCAGACUCUAGAAAAGGAGGCCAAGGAAUGUCGACUUCGAACAGAAGAAUGUCAAUUACAGUUAAAGAAUCUUCAUGAAGAUUUGUCAGGUAGAUUAGAGGAAUCCUUAUCAAUCAUCAGUGAAAAAGUACCUUUCAAUGAUACAAAGUAUAGUCAAUAUAACGCUCUGAACGUUCCACUCCACAAUAGGAGACACCAGCUGAAGAUGAGGGAUAUUGCUGGGCAGGCCCUGGCUUUUGUCCAAGAUCUUGUGACAGCUCUUCUGAACUUUCACACCUACACAGAACAGAGGAUUCAGAUUUUUCCUGUUGAUUCUGCCAUCGACACGAUAUCUCCAUUGAAUCAGAAGUUCUCACAGUACCUUCAUGAAAAUGCGUCCUAUGUCCGCCCUCUUGAGGAAGGAAUGCUUCAUUUAUUUGAAAGUAUCACUGAGGAUACUGUGACUGUCCUGGAGACAACUGUGAAAUUGAAAACUUUUUCAGAGCAUUUAACCUCCUACAUAUGUUUUCUUAGGAAGAUUCUUCCUUAUCAGUUAAAAAGGUACUUACCCCUGGAGGUUUGUGAUUUUGGUUUCCUAGGUACAGAGCCAGAUGGACUCCUUCGGACAAACUACAGUUCUGUCUUAACAAAUGUUGGUGCUGCUCUGCAUGGGUUUCAUGAUGUCAUGAAAGAUAUUUCCAAACAUUAUAGUCAAAAAGCUACAAUAGAGCAUGAACUUCCAACAGCAACACAAAAGCUGAUAACAACUAAUGACUGUAUCCUCUCAUCAGUAGUGGCAUUAACAAAUGGAGCAGGAAAGAUUGCAUCUUUCUACAGCAACAAUGUGGACUAUUUCAUUGCUUCACUGAGCUAUGGGCCUAAGGCAGCGAGUGGAUUCAUUAGUCCUCUUUCAGCCGAAUGCAUGCUACAGUACAAGAAAAAAGCUGCUGCCUAUAUGAAGUCUUUGAGAAAGGUCCAGCAGAGUUUAGAAAAGAUUUCUAAACUGGAGCAGGAAAAAGAACAUUGGAUGUUAGAAGCACAGUUAGCCAAAAUUAAGCUAGAGAAAGAAAACCAGCGAAUCGCAGACAAGCUGAAGAGUACGAGUAGUGGGCAGUUGGCUGGGCUGGCCCAAGACAGUGCUGCCGUGUCGAAUGCUGCUGGCCAGGAUGAAGCCGCAGCUAAGGCUGUGCCAGAGCCCGUUCAGAGCACCAGUCUGAUUGGGAUUUUAACCAGGACAUCUGACAGUGAGGUUCCAGAUGUGGAAUCUCGUGAAGACCUAAUUAAAAAUCACUACAUGGCAAGGAUAGUGGAACUUACGUCUCAGUUGCAGCUGGCUGACAGUAAGUCAGUGCAUUUUUAUGCUGAGUGCCGAGCACUCUCUAAAAGACUGGCCUUGGCCGAAAAGUCUAAGGAGACAUUGACAGAAGAGAUGAAACUUGCCAGUCAGAACAUCAGCAGACUUCAGGAUGAGCUGACAACUACCAAGAGGAGUUACGAGGAUCAGUUAAGUAUGAUGAGUGACCACCUGUGCAGCAUGAACGAGACAUUAUCCAAACAGAGAGAAGAGAUUGACACGCUCAAGAUGUCCAGUAAGGGAAAUUCUAAAAAGAACAAGAGUCGAUAGUUUUCAAAUAGCUGGUUGGCGACUGUUCUUUCCAGAGCUGCUUCUGCUGCACAGAGCUGCAAGGCCGAGACUCCACGUCCAGUCCAGGAAGCCGAAAUGUUGUUGGACCCAGUAAACUAGUCAGUGUUAUAAAUGGCCUUGAGACAUUUAAAAUAUAUUUGUAACCAAUAAGGCAAAUACAGAAUUUGAUGUUGGCAGUACAAUGGAAAACAAUACACAUACCAUGGAUAUUGUAGGUUUCCUUAUGCUGUUUUUACUGUGCACUUUUUAAAAUUAGG